AUGACUAUGCCACAAACCACAGCCACAAUUGGCUUUGAGCAAUUGUCCAAAUAUUUUCAUCUACCCAUCAAUGAUGUUGCCAAAGAGCUUGGCAUCUGUGCCACCAUGCUCAAGAAGAUUUGUCGUCGAAACGGCAUCCCACGUUGGCCACACAGAAAGAUCAAGAGUAUAAACAAAAUGAUCGAGAACCUCGAGUCGACCCUCCAGAGCGGGCAGGGUGAGGCCGAGGAAUGUGUCAAGCAGGAAAUCGCCAUUCUCAAAAACAAAAAGUCACUCAUCAUGAAAAACCCUGCCAUCCUCGCCAACUCUAGUACCACCAAGCGUUCCGCUAAUAAUGCCAACAAUAAUAAUAAUAGUAGUAAUAAUAGUAGUAACAAUACCACUCCAUCGUCAUCGGCUACUACGCCAACGACAGCAUCGCCUGCCAACUCAUCGCCAAGCACUAAUAGCAACAACAACAACAACAACAAUAUCAGUAGUAAUGACGCCAUCAUCGAAAAGGUUGUAAAGAAAAUAAAGCAAGAGGUGGUCGAUAUUCACCAUCACCAUGGCAGCUCGUCGUCGUCGUCACCUCAACAACUCCAACAAAUCCAACAACAUCAACAACAACAACAACAACAACAGAUGCAACAACAACAACAACAACAUCAUCAACAUCAAUUGCUUCAACACCAUCCUGGUCAACACCAACAUAUUACUUAUCAAAAUAUUAGUAUACCACCUCCACAACAACAACAGCAUAUACAGGCACUUGGCCAACAACCCACUCACCAUACCUACCAAAUGCACCAUAACGCAUCGUCCAACGCACCAGGCAACUCGUCCAGUGCCGGUUCCCACGAGAUCAUCUCGUCGUCGAGUAAUGGUGGUGGCAAGGUCAUCCAAUUCUCGAAUCACUCGCCGCAACAAAGUAACGCCAACUUUUCCAUCAACCAACUUUUGACCUCGAGCAGCACCUUUUCUGCUCCUCUUACCAGCUACUUGCUUGGCGACGAAGAUGAUAUGGGAUCACACGAACAAUACAUACACACUCAACACAGUAUCCCAUACGGACAGCCACACGGUCACUCUCCCAACCACAACCAUAACCAUGGACCACGCGAGAUUGAGUUGCAGGCCCCACCUCCACCUCCCAAUACUUGGUAUGCCACCACUGCACCUCCACCCAGUGUGCAGACCUAUAUGACCACACCCAUGUACUCUUCUCCCAUCUCUACUCACGAAUACCCACCUUCCUUCACACUCCCUAAACUGGCCACUAUCCCAGACAUCUCGCAACAGAUGAUCCAACAAGGUCCACCCACUGCCACAUAUAUCACCACCACCCAAGCACCUCCCCACCAAUACCAAUCCCAUCCAUCGCAGCCUGGUAAGGUCGUCUACCGCUACCCCACCACUACCACCAUCCUCUCACACCAAGUUCCAACUCAACAACAUCUUCGUUGGGUUAUGGAACAUGAUAAAAAUGCUCAUCAAUAA
This is a messenger RNA of Cavenderia fasciculata, 1479 nucleotides long. Its product is annotated as RWP-RK domain-containing protein. The record is from RefSeq and is a predicted model, not a curated record. The transcript is spliced from 2 exons. The coding region runs from base 1 to 1479 and encodes 492 amino acids. Gene Ontology annotation, molecular function: DNA-binding transcription factor activity. Lineage: Eukaryota; Evosea; Eumycetozoa; Acytosteliales; Cavenderiaceae.